This is a messenger RNA of Lucilia sericata (common green bottle fly), 4070 nucleotides long. Its product is annotated as teneurin-a-like. NCBI's taxonomy places the organism in Eukaryota, Metazoa, Arthropoda, Insecta, Diptera, Calliphoridae. The transcript has 2 exons. Bases 1 to 3981 code for a protein of 1326 amino acids. The record is from RefSeq and is a predicted model, not a curated record. Gene Ontology annotation, biological process: motor neuron axon guidance.
AUGAAAAAGGAUUUGCUGUGUUCCUUACAUGUCUUGGCUUUGGAACACUAUCUACCCUCGCAUGAUGAAAAUGGUGAAUUCCAUAUACCCUAUCCACCAACCAGUGAAGUUUAUGUCUUCAAUCGUUAUGGACAACAUGUGGCUACCAAAGAUUUAGCCUCUGGCAAGACACGCUAUAGUUUUCUAUAUUCCAAAAAUACCUCAUUUGGUCGCUUAUCAACAGUAACAGAUGCUUCCGGCAAUAAAAUACAAUUCCUAAGAGACUACAGCAAUGUUGUAAGCUCGAUCGAAAACACACAAGAUCAUAAGUCGGACAUACAAAUCAAUGGUAUUGGUAUAAUGACCAAAUUAACGGAAAAGGGCAGACAAGAAAUUGAAUUAGACUAUGACAGCAAUACUGGUCUAUUGAACUCUAGAUCAUCGGGUGGUGAAACCUAUAUCUAUCAAUAUGAUGAGUUUGGUCGUGUUACUGGUAUGAUUUUGCCAAGUGGUGAAAUUGUUAGAAUCACCUCACAAUUGGCUGAUAACAAAGGCUUGACUGUUUAUGUUCAUGCCUCGGUGGAGUCUUUGUUCUCACGAGAGAAGGGAGAUACCAAUGAAUUGUUGGUGUUGGGUGGUGUGAGAUCUACUUUCAUGAAGAAGGGUCAAGAGAAUGCUGAUGCUGAAAUAAAACCCAACAAUACCUUGGUCAUUCAUAGUUCAAAUGGCGUAAUAGUGGAAUCCUCAGCAGUGGCUCGUCAUCCUUUACUAGAAGCCGCUCUGCCUGUAGAAGCUGAAAUGUUGGCAAUGUGGUCUCAUCAAAGUGUUACCAUGGGUGAAGGUUUAACCAACAAUAUGUACUCUGUCUAUAACUUGGUGGGAGAUGUACGCAAUCCUCAACAAACUUUGAAUAGAGAAAUAUGGGUUAAUCAAUCGAGAGUUAUUGGUGUAGAAUUUGAUCAGUUUACUAAUCGAGAAACUUUCUAUGAUAUGAACCGCACUCCUAUUUUGAUAGUGGCCUACGAUCAGUCGGGUUUGCCUAAGUCGUACUACCCCACUAAUGGUUAUCCUGUUAAUAUGACCUAUGAUCGCUUCAAUCGUAUUGAGGGUUGGGCUUGGGGUCCUGCUGAAUUGAAAUAUUCCUAUGACAGGCAUGGUUUACUCUCGGAAAUCACCUCACAACAAGAUGGUAUUAUUUCGUUUGUUUACAAUGACUGGAAUUUGGUAUCCGAAAUUGGUUUGGCUUCGCAACGCAAAUUUGUUUUGCAAUAUGAUGAAUCAGGAGGCUUGAGACAUGUUACAUUACCUUCCGGCACCAAACAUUCCUUCAGUAUGCAGACUUCCAUCGGUUUCAUCAGAAAUACUUAUACUCCCCCUGGUAGCACUAAACCUUAUCUACAACAUUAUAGUCAUUCGGGUGCUUUACUACAGACUAUAUUCCCUGGUGAUGGUGCUCGUAUUGUGUAUCGUUAUAAUGCUGCUGGUCAGUUGACGGAAAUUGUCCAUGGUGAUGGUAAAAGUGAAUUUAUUUAUAAUGAAGCUACUGCCAUGCCUUCUACAGUGUCGCACACUGAACGAGAAUUGGAAUAUCGAUGGGACUUUGAAUAUACCGGAGGUUUAUUGAGCGAAGAACGCAUUGAUUUUAUAGCCAAGACCGGUUUGAGUAAUGCCAAAUUUACCUAUGAGUAUGACACCGAUUUUCGUGUUAUAUCUAUACAAGGGCGCAUUGGAGGCCAGAAUUUACCGGCACAAAACUUUGCUUAUGAUAUGCGCACUGGGCAACCCAGCAUGAUUGGCCAGUUCAAACUCAUGCAUCCUUUGUUGAAUCAAACUCAAGUUUAUGAUGGCACUGCCAGUUUUACACGCACUGUCGAUGGCCGUUUCAUGACCCAGAAGGUCACCUUGGCCAUACAUCGUUUGGAAGUCUUCCGCAUGGAAUAUUCAUUUGGUGUUCACGGACGCAUAACCCAGACUAGAACCUACACUAGAAAUAUGGCUGUCAAUACCUAUACAAAUGUAAAGAAUUAUACCUGGGAUUGUGAUGGUCAACUGAUAGGGGUAGAGGCUCAAGAACCUUGGGGCUUCCGUUAUGAUGACAAUGGCAAUUUAUUGUCGUUAACUUAUCGUGGAAACACCAUACCCAUGGAAUACAACAACCAAGAUCGUAUCGUCAAGUUUGGUGAGGGUCAAUAUAAAUAUGAUACCCGAGGUCUGGUGGCUCAAAAUGCUAGAGAAGAGAGGUUCUACUAUAAUACACAAGGUUUGUUAGUUCGAGCCACCAAGAGAGGACGUUUUGAUGUGCGCUACUACUAUGAUCAUUUGAAACGUUUGGCCACACGUAAAGAUAACUUUGGUAAUGUUACCCAAUUUUUCUAUAAUAAUCAACAAAGGCCCUAUGAAGUUUCCCAAAUUUAUUCACCCAGAGAUGGCAAAUUAAUGUCUUUAACUUAUGAUGAUGUGGGUCAUUUAAUUUAUGCUCAGGUUUAUAGGCAUAAAUACUAUGUAGCCACCGAUCAGAGUGGUACUCCCAUCAUGAUCUUCAAUCAAUAUGGUGAAGGUAUCAGAGAAAUAAUGCGUUCACCAUUUGGCCAUAUAGUCUACGAUUCCAAUCCCUAUUUGUAUCUGCCUAUAGAUUUUUGUGGCGGCAUACUGGAUCAAGUGACCACCUUGGUGCAUAUGGCUGAUGGUCGUGUUUAUGAUCCUCUAAUAGGCCAAUGGAUGGCGCCUAAUUGGGAAAAUGUUAAGGAACGUAUAACCACUCCCACCAAAAUGCAUUUGUAUAGAUUUAAUGGCAAUGAUCCUAUCAAUGUGGGUCACGAUCGCAAUUAUCCCGCCAAGUUUAAGGAUUGGAUGAAGACCAUAGGUUUCAAUGUGGAAAAUUUGGUGCCUCAGCUAAGUCGCAAUCUAUGGGAGCAACCUUCAUUAUGGGGUAGAGCGCCCUAUAAUCCUAUAGCGUUGGACCUUAAGAAACCCAUGUAUAAUGUACCCACCAUGGCAGUAGAAAGUGGUUUCUUAGCUCAUUUGAAUAUACGCCGUAUGUCCAACUUUGAGGACUUGAAUUCACCGCCCAAAUCAGCUUUGAAAUAUGAUGUUAUGACGCCAGGACCCAGAAAUAUAGGUUCCGAUACAGAGCCUCCUUUCGGUAAAGGCAUUGUGGUGUCCAGAACCGCAGAUGGUCAAGCCAUAGUAUCUAGUGUGCCAGCAGCAAAUGCCAUCUAUAGAGAUGUUUAUACCUCCGUCUUUAAUAGAUCCAAAUUGCUACCAUUUACCUUUGUGGUUCAUAAUGCCCAACAAGAUUCCUUCUUCUUUGUUAAGGAAGAACUGUGGCGAGCCAGUGAAGAUCGCCAGCAGCUGAAACGUUUGCAAGGACAAGUCAAUACCACUUUCCAUGAAAUCACAAGAGAAAAUGGCAGUGGCACUAACUAUCUAGAUGUGAAAAUCCAUGGUCUACAUGCCAUUAUCAAUUUACGCUAUGGUACUACAGUGGAGAAAGAGAAGCAAAGACUUAUGCAUCAUGCUAAACUGACAGCAGUACGUAAAGCCUGGCAUAGAGAGAAGGAAGCCUUGAAAACUGGACUAAAUACAGAAAUUGAAUGGAAUCAGCAAGAGAUUGACGAAAUCCUUAAACAAAACUAUGCCAAUAACUAUGAAGGAGAAUACAUACACGAUGUCACCCUGUAUCCAGAACUAGCCGAAGAUCCAUAUAAUAUAAAAUUCGUUAAAAGAAAAGGAGCGACCGGAGGAGCAGCCGGUGUACCCAAUGCACGCAAACGCAGAAGAAGAAGUAUACUUAAAGAUGAUGAAGAUAUAACAAUUAUUAAAACAGAAAUGAAACAAUUAAAACAGACAUCAACAGAUGAUAAUAAUGAUAAAGUGGAAAAUGUUCAACAACAAUCACAAUCAACAAGUGAGGCAGACAAGGAAAAACAACAGAAAAACACUAGUAAAGGUGUUGUGGCAACUUCAAAUUCAAAUGAAUGCUCGCAACACCAUAAAUGUUAGCUUAAAUUUUAAAAAUUUAUAUUAUAAAACUAUAAACAAAAAACCGAAAAAAAAUCACAAAAAUUAAUUUUGUUAUAAAUAUAAUAAUA